Messenger RNA from Maniola jurtina (meadow brown), 1862 nucleotides. RefSeq names its product IST1 homolog (gene Ist1). Bases 141 to 1337 code for a protein of 398 amino acids. The record is from RefSeq and is a predicted model, not a curated record. The transcript is spliced from 8 exons. NCBI's taxonomy places the organism in Eukaryota, Metazoa, Arthropoda, Insecta, Lepidoptera, Nymphalidae. Gene Ontology annotation, biological process: protein transport.
AUCGAAACAAAUCAAAAGCAAAAGAUUCCAUGAUUCAUAGUAAUUUUACAAACAACAAUCUUUAUUGUAUUAGUCAUCUAAAAGAAUAUCAUUUUAUAACGUUUAUUCAUUGAUUCCAUAGUGAGUGAUCAAAAAUCAAGAUGUUUUCUUCAAAUCCCAAUUACACGAAGCUAAAAACUCACUUGAGAUUGGCUAUAAAUCGUCUCAAGUUACUGGAAAAGAAAAAAACUGAAUUAGCCCAGAAAGCCCGCAAGGAAAUAGCUGAAUAUAUCGCUGCUGGAAAAAGUGAACGUGCGAAAAUUCGUGUGGAACAUAUCAUCAGAGAAGAUUAUAUGGUGGAGGCGAUGGAAAUAGUUGAAAUGUACUGUGAUCUGAUCCUAGCAAGGUUUGGGCUGGUUACACAGAUGAAGGAGUUAGAUGAGGGGCUUGGAGAAGCCAUAUCCAGCCUCAUAUGGGUUGCUCCACGGAUGCAUACUGAUAUUCAGGAACUGAAGAUAAUAUCAGACUUAUUAACUGUAAAAUAUGGCAAAGUAUAUGCAGAUGCAUGCAGGGAUGAGAGUGUGAAUACAAUAAGUGACAAGUUGAAGCACAAGAUGUCUGUUCAGAGUCCACCGAAGAUACUGGUUGAGAAGUACCUCAUUGAGAUUGCUAAGAACUAUAAUGUGGAAUAUACUCCGGAUGAACAAGUUAUGAGGGAGGAAGAAGCUAAAGAUGCAAUGCUGAUAGACAUUAAUGGACCAGCCAAUCCUCCGGGCUUCAUUGGUUACCCCACACCACCCAUGCCACAGAUGCCCAAUCUACCACCACCCAAUGUUACACCGUUCAACUAUCCAUCGCAACCAUCUGGCGGUAAAGCUGGAGGUUUCAUCGCCAAUAACUACGGCGGGCCCAGCCAGCCAAUGAGCUACGGUGGGCCCAGCCAACCAAUGAACUACGGUGGACCCAACCAACCAAUGAACUACAAAGUGCCGCCCGGAGUUGACUCCAAAUCUCUCAACAACAGCUUCUUACAGCAAGACAGUGUGGAUUUGGAGGAAAUGCACAACCUACCUCCUGCUUACGACAGCAUUGCGCAUGAUUCGCCUUCACACGUACCGACAUCGUAUGGACCACACGCCCCAGCACCGAACGUACCAACACCCCAACCUCGGUCCAAACCACCCGCAAACAACUUCUUCCCCGAACUACCAGAGCUACCCACCGUGCCCUCCGACCUCGUCCUACCCUCCGUCCCUCACAGCAAUAACUCCAACACAUCCAAUGAUGCAAACGCUCCUGAUGAGAUUGACUUUGAAGAUCUGAACCGACGGUUUGAGGAGUUGAAGAAAAAGAAGUGAUUAUUUUUUGAUCUGUGUAAAAUAUAUAUACACAUAUUUUUUUAAUCUCAUACCAUAUAAUAUUAAGAUUGUGCUGUGUGGCAAAUCCUGUUGUACAUCACUUUAUAAAUACGAAAGUGCGUUUGUUUGUUGAUUUAUUGGUUUGUCCUUCAAUCACGCCCGGAGCAAUUGUUGUGAUUUUUUGCAUGACUAGUCACCUGGAGAGUGAUAUAGGCCUAGAUUUUAUGGGACGAAAAGUAUUUUAUCCCGUAAAUCAAAGAGUUUCCACUUGUUUAAAAACCUAAAUCCACGCGAAAGAAACCGCGAGGAAUUUCUUAAUUAAAAUGACGUAUAUUGCUAUCCCUUUCACAAUACUCUCUGUGGAAAAGGAUAGCAUUAGAUUUACAACAGAAUUAGCCACAAUGAUUAUUACCUUUCGAUGCUUACUAUAGAGUAAUAUUUUUAUCGCACACGUGCGGUAAUAGUCCUAUUUACACUUUUGACAGCGGUGAAUUAAGAGCCACUUUGCGACCAAAUGUAUUGAAA